UUGAAGGAAUCGGUGCAAUAGAAUCUUUCGAAAAUGGAGAUCUUGUUGAAUUUACCUCCAUUAUUUAUUCUCCUUUUAUUCGCGGUCCAUAUUCAAUCAAAGCCCGUUUCAGAUAGUAGUAAUACUAAUUCCUUAAUAUCGCAUGGUACAGAGGGAGAGGUUGAAAUGAUGGAAAUAGCAGAAGCGCAAAAUCCGUUUCUACCAAGGUUCGCUAUGAAAAAGCUGAAAGAACGACGGGAGCAAGCGCGAGCGCAAAGGAGGAACAACCAAGCGCAAAAGUUGAGCAACCCGAUACAGGCGCACGCGCACCCAAAUGUUUGGUGCCUGCACAAUCCAUACAGACGAUAUUAUUAAACAUCAAACAUGAACAAACGGGUGAUUUGGCUGAUGACGUUAGUGCUCGCGAGUGUGCUUGCUGAUCCUACUUCAAAACAAAAAGUUUCGAGUGAUAACAACCAGCCUUUGUCACAAAGUACCAGCGAGGAAGCAAAACAUGACGACAAACCAUUGUUAAACAAAACCGAUUCAGAACAAAAGAACCAAAUUACAAAUACCAACGUUAAAACAAGGGAAGAUGCAGCAAAUAUAGAAGAUUCUAAUGUGGAGUUAAUAAUUAAUGUCGAAGAAACUAUUGAUCCUGUCGAAGAACAAUUUCCACAAAUACAAGAUGUGCUAAAUAUUGACGAUGGAGAUUUCAAAAUAUUGGAUCGUGAAGAUUUUAACCGGGACGAGGCAAUGGAAAGUAAUCCUGACGAAAUAAUGCAAACUGCCGCUGGAUUCGUGCCUGUGCCUAUCAUAAGGAAAUUCAGACAAAAACAGAAGGCGAGACGCCGCGUCGCCACUCGCCGGCAGUUCAAACGUCACCCACGCCCGUACACGCCAUGGCGGUAUUUGUAUCCAUACUCUUAUUACUCGUUUUAUCGGCCGAGCUCUCUAAGAUACUUUUAUUAGUAAGAAAUAAAGCGAGCCACAGAAAAGUAUACCACCUAAGUAUAGAUAUAUUGUAGCUGAUUUACUUUUCUCUGAGACCCAUUGUACAAAGCCUUAUUGUAAUUUAUUACUCUGUAUGGGUAGGUACCCAAUUUUUUUGUUUGUAAAUAAAAAUAUUAUGAAUAUUUUC
This is a messenger RNA of Amyelois transitella, 1120 nucleotides long. RefSeq lists its product as uncharacterized. The coding region runs from base 364 to 951 and encodes 195 amino acids. NCBI's taxonomy places the organism in Eukaryota, Metazoa, Arthropoda, Insecta, Lepidoptera, Pyralidae. The record is from RefSeq and is a predicted model, not a curated record. The transcript has 2 exons.